Messenger RNA from Microdochium trichocladiopsis, 1482 nucleotides. RefSeq lists its product as uncharacterized. The coding region runs from base 1 to 1482 and encodes 493 amino acids. The transcript has a single exon. NCBI's taxonomy places the organism in Eukaryota, Fungi, Ascomycota, Sordariomycetes, Xylariales, Microdochiaceae. The record is from RefSeq and is a predicted model, not a curated record. Gene Ontology annotation, biological process: transmembrane transport. Gene Ontology annotation, cellular component: ATP-binding cassette (ABC) transporter complex.
AUGUCCACGGUCCGCAUCGCCCUUGAGAAUGUCGACUUCCGCCUGCCGACGCAGGUCACCGACGACAACAGCGUCACGGCAUUGAAAAGUCUUGUGUUUGAGCCCCUAGUCCGGUGGCAGCCGGGUGGUCUCGUCAAGCCGGGCCUCCUUGCGUCCUGGACACAUUCCGAUGGCGGGCGCGUGUGGGACUUCCAGAUCCGCGACGACGCUUAUUUCCACGACGGCCUUGUCUGUGAUGCGGACCAGAUUGUCAAGUACAUCCUAGGCCUGCUCGACUCGCUGGACUACUUUGGCAUGCGAUGGAGCUACGCGCGGUAUUUUGCCAAGUCCAAGAUCACGGCCGCCAGCCCGCAGACAGUGCGCAUCGAGAACCCGGAGCCGUUUGCAGAUGUCCUGGACAUCCUUGCCGAAUUCUGGCCCAGCCGGCUGGCAGCCGACGGGAAACCCGUUCUCGGCACGGGCCCAUACGAGGUCACUGCCUUUGAGCGCGUAGACAACAUCGGCAGCGCGACCAUGCAGCGACGCAGGGACGGCCGAGCCUCGUCGGUACCACCUCAGCACAACGGCGACGGGCCGGAGAUCAUCGUUGCAAUCCACGAAGGCAACGGUCUGAAACGCCUGCAGCUGCUCCGUGAAGGCGCAGUCGAGGUGGCACUCAACCUCGAGCGCGUUGAGGACUUCGCCGAGCUUGAUGGGCUGGAUGACGCCGGCGGGAGUUUGGUCUGGGGCCAAAUCACGAGCACGCUGUCGGCAAUGUACUAUCUCAACUGCCCCUCAGGGGUGUUCUCGCACCCAGAGGCGCGAUUAGCUGCCAAUCUGGCCGUGGACAACGAGGAGCUGGUCAAGCAGGUCUUCCAGGGCCACGCCAAGGCCUCGUCCACCAUCGUGAGUCCCUGGCAUCUCGGCUUCGCGGAAUCCGGGCUCUCGCCAAUCGAGUACAAUCCAGAGAAGGCGCGGCAGUUGCUGGACGGCGUGUUUGCGGCCAAUCCGUCACUGGAGAGGAAGCUGACUCUGCGGACACCCGUGUACAUGCCCGAGCACGCGCAGAAGAUUUCGGCGUUUGUCGCGGCUGCGCUGGAGCGGGCAGGAUUUGACGCCGGUGUAGAGGUGAAGCUCGAGACGAACCGGCCGGAAUACGCCCGGUCGAUAGGGCUGCGCAAGGACAUUGGUGACUUGGCUCUGUUUGACUCCACGCCCAACAGCACUUUCCGCGUUCUGGACGACAAGGUGUCGAGCUCGUCAAAGAACACGUGGUGGCUCGGCUACCAUGACGAUGAGACGCAAGGGUUGGUUGCUGAGGCGAGGAAGACCAUCACCCCCGAGGACAGGGCGAAAGCGUACGCAAAAUGUCUAACGAGGCUGGCAGAGAACCCGCCUUGGCUGUACGUUGCCCACCCGGACGUCAUCUGGGCAGUUAGAAAGGGGGCUGCAGAUGUCGACGUCAGCAGAUCGGGAGUACUAACCAUCAAGGCCAUGAUUUAG